Molecule: messenger RNA, 1638 nt
Organism: Jaminaea rosea
Lineage: Eukaryota; Fungi; Basidiomycota; Exobasidiomycetes; Microstromatales
Exons: 1
Coding region: 1-1638 (545 amino acids)
Source: RefSeq, a predicted model, not a curated record
AUGCCACCAAAGGGAUCCAGAGGGGCCAAGCAGGGCUCUUCAUCAGGCUCAGCCUCAUCGAGAGCAGCCGCCCUCCUCGCAAAAGCUCGAGCAGCCUCAUCCUCUUCACCACGAGCAUCAGCAGCCGUCAAGCGCGAGCCGGCUACGCGUGGCGAAUCGGCCGCCUUGCCUGGCUUCAGUGCAACAAGUGACGCGUUCCCAUCAAGCUCGGUACCCAACUCGUACAUCUCAUCGUCAUCGACGUCAACUAGCGCUUCAGCUACCGGCUCGUCAUCGUCCGGCCCACAGCUUCCCCUCCCCGUUCUGCUCAAACGCCUCACAUCCGGCAGUGGCCGGUUCAGCGUGCGGGAGGCCAUUCCUGUUGCAGGAAAGUUGCUCAAGGCAAAGCUGGCCAGUGAGGAGGCAUUGAGUUUACUCAGCAACCACAUUCUUGAAGAGAGAGCUGGCAUCGAAUCGCAGGAGGAGCGAGCAAAGAUCAUCACAGCCUUUGGCGCUCAGACUGCCGCCGCGAGCAGGAAGAGGCGACGAGCUGAUCACUUUGAGAGUGACGAGUAUCUCUCUCGCGAAUGGGGCAAUGUCUCUGCUCCCUCUGCAUCGUCAUCCAAGAAGCUUCUCGCCUCCUCGGUCCCACUCCUGGACUAUCACCUGAACCCGAUCCUCUCUCUUCCGGACUUGCGAGGUCGCUAUUGCUACGUGAACCGCGCUCCUGUGCUUACGGCAUGGUGCGUCGUACUACUGGAGCGACUGGGCUUCCAACGACGUGAAGCACUCAGUGUAGCACACUGCUACGUCUCCCGUACAGCCACCGCUAGGGGCGUAGCGAUCGGGGUCUUCCCCGCCUCUAAAGCGCAAGUGGAAAGCACACAUGUGGGGUCUGGUCAGCCACACUUUGAGCUGAUGGGAGUAAAGGUGCCUGUCAUGCAAGUGGACGUGCCUCGCCCACCUGGCACGGUAGAGUCUGAGGAAGAGGGCAAGGAGUGGCGUGGGAUCGAUAGUGAAGGUAAUUGCGUUGGGCCAGAGAGGGCUUUCAACUACAUCAGGAAGAGUAUGGCGCAGACGCUUCCAUUGGUCGUGGGUGCACUGAGUCUUCUGGCUGAUUCGUGGAUGCAAGAUGAAGGCGGAGGAGUGGGCGGAGAGGAGGGCGUGAAGGAGGAAGGUGGGGAGGUAAAGCAGGAGCCGGACGCCAACAGCGAUCGAAUCGAGGUAGAGCAUGAGGAGCAUGCCACUAGCGUAGGCUCAGAGCCAGCCGAUGCGGCCACCUCCAUGGCUUCAUGUGGCCCUGACGUCCUUCACAGUCGCGCAUACGAGCUCUACACGCUGUUCCGCCCCUCGACAGGCGGGCAAUGGGGCAAACGAGCACGAUUCGAGCUGGACAAGGUUCUGGCGCUGCGUAGAGGACACGAGGACGAGUGGGAGAGGGAGUGGGCUCACAGAGUGGAUGAGGAGGAUGAGGACGUCAGGGGUGGAAGAGACGUUCAGGCGCCUGCAAAGAAAGACGAAGAGCAGGCACCGGAAGCGACAGUGGAUGAGGAGCGGGCACUGCAGGAGGACAUCGAGCGAGCGAUUCAAGAGGAGGAAGCGGCUGCGGCGGAGCAAUCGGGCGACAGCAAGCGCGUCAAGUUAGAGGUAGAGCAGUAG